Molecule: messenger RNA, 1877 nt
Organism: Leguminivora glycinivorella
Lineage: Eukaryota; Metazoa; Arthropoda; Insecta; Lepidoptera; Tortricidae
Exons: 9
Coding region: 189-1802 (537 amino acids)
Biological process (GO): proteolysis
Molecular function (GO): serine-type endopeptidase activity
Source: RefSeq, a predicted model, not a curated record
AAGGGUAAUCUCAAUUUUUAAAUCAUAUUAAUCUCAAAGAGGUUGACAUACCCUGCUUUUUAAUCCGCAUCAUUAGGCUGGCAGGAAAAUUGAAAAUUAAAAAGAACCGUAUUCUUCUUAUAAAGUCUUGUCAGUUGUGUCGAAAGAAUUUAAACGUCAGUCUAUAUUUUGUAGAUGAUUUAGAAAAUAUGAAAAAUAAAUUUGGAACUAUUUUUUGUUGUGUUAUAUAUUUGAUUGUGGGAGCAUUCGCUGAAGAUGAGAUCAAAAGAGGAUCCUACCCGUUCAUGGCAUUCGUAUACUAUCAAGACGAAACAAUCCUCGGCCUGGGCGGUGCCCGGUUCCUGCAAGGAGCCGUGCUGGUUCGCCCAAACUUCCUGAUCUCUUCGUCGCUAGAGUCCACCAUUUCCAAGGACCCGCUCAGCAAGACCAUGCUGGCGCGGCUCGGAGCGACGGUCAUUGACCCUAAGUUUACGCUGAAUGAAGAUGAGGACGAGCAGGAACAAGAGGUCAUCCAAAUCACGCAGCCGUCUGAGCACGACAUCAGCCAAUGGUGGCUGACAGACAUCUGCCUGCUGAAGACCCUACAGCCCGUCAUAAGCACCAACUCUGUACGCUUCACGCAACUCUCCACCAAGCAAGAGGCGGCGGAUAAAGUCUGCCACAUACUACUUUACAAGUGGCUGACAGAUAUCUGCUUGCUGAAGACACUGCAGCCCGUCAUAGGCACCAACUCUGUACGCUUCACGCAACUCUCCACCAAGCAAGAGGCGGCGGAUAAAGUCUGCCACAUACUACUUUACAAGUGGCUGACAGAUAUCUGCUUGCUGAAGACCCUGCAGCCCGUCAUAGGCACCAACUCUGUACGCUUCACGCAACUCUCCACCAAGCAAGAGGCGGCGGAUAAAGUCUGCCACAUACUACUUUACAAGUGGCUGACAGAUAUCUGCUUGCUGAAGACCCUGCAGCCCGUCAUAAGCACCAACUCUGUACGCUUCACGCAACUCUCCACCAAGCAAGAGGCUGCGGAUAAAGUCUGCCACAUACUACUUUACAAGAAAAAGAGCGGCACCGACGUCCGAGUGCUGACACGCAUGUUCGUGGAGAUGCUGCCAGCUUCGUCCACCAACUGCGGGGAACAUUUCGUGCGUGGAGUCAUGACGUGUGCCGCCGACCAGCAGACCGGCGAUGGACUGCCGCCCGCCGCGGACUUUUGUCAAGGUAACAACGGCGGACCCCUCAUAUGCGACAACGACGUGAUUGCGCUGCAGACCUACAUCAACGGAGACUGCAAGGCACCCCACCUCUACCAGCUACUCUCACCCAGGAAACAAUUCCUGGACUGCGGCAUCGAAGAGAAAUGCGGCCGAGAUUACUGCCACAACGUUUGCACUGUCAUUCAGAAGGAUGCGCCACUGCCCACCCAUCUUGCUCCAGAGGCAACCACCUUGGAGGCGACGACUGAAGUCACAACAGAAGCGACCACAGCAUCAGACCCUACUAAGACAAUCGAGCCGGAGACAACGGAAUCUGACACCAGCCCCACCGCAUCACCGACGACUUUAACCACUCCUAUGACCACAGCUCCUUUUGAAACAUCAUCCAAAUCGUGGCCAAACGAGCGGGAGGGUCGCAAGAUGAGCGAUGAGGAUUCAGACACCCUGAACCGAACGGUUAGCGUGGAAGCCAAGAGUGUCGGGUUGGAAGAUGACGAGAUCCCGCGCCGCCACUCGGGCAGCCCAGCCAGCAACCUUGCCUUGUUCCAGAGUCUUGUUUGCUACGUCUUUUUGUGUGUUUUGUCGUGAUUGUAUGCGUUUUCUAUAGUGAUAAUAUAAUUUGUGGAUCUUGGUGAUUGAAUACUGGAAUUUAAUAAAUUUUGA